Molecule: messenger RNA, 1558 nt
Organism: Syngnathus typhle (broad-nosed pipefish)
Lineage: Eukaryota; Metazoa; Chordata; Actinopteri; Syngnathiformes; Syngnathidae
Gene: chp1
Product: calcineurin-like EF-hand protein 1
Exons: 7
Coding region: 292-876 (194 amino acids)
Molecular function (GO): calcium ion binding
Source: RefSeq, a predicted model, not a curated record
UAAAUGCGUAAGAUAAAAGGACCGAAACCAAGCUUCCUUUCGCAAGACGCAAACACUCCGCUGCGUUCACUUUAGUAAACUAAAUAUAAAAUAAAAUCGAAUGACAUACUAGCGGACUUUAAAGUUUUCCCAAACUUCCCCGAGAGACUUUUGUCCUGCUCACCGGACGAGCUAGGCAGCUGUCGUGCUAGCUGCUCAAGGGUAGCCGUUUUAGGAUAUUGCUUCGUGUUGUUAACUUUGAAUUUCCAGUUCUGUGUGCUAAUACCGAACUUCAACAUCUUCGUCGUCAUUAUGGGAUCCCGAGCGUCCACGUUACUCCGCGAGGAGGAAAUUGAAGAAAUCAAGAAAGAAACGGGCUUCUCGCACAGCCAGAUCACUCGACUGUACAGCCGCUUCACCAGCCUGGACAAAGGGGAGAAUGGCACCCUCAGUCGAGAAGACUUCCAGAGGAUUCCUGAGUUGGCCAUCAAUCCUUUGGGUGACCGCAUCAUCAACGCUUUCUUCCCGGAAGGAGAGGACCAGGUGAACUUCCGAGGCUUCAUGCGCACACUGGCCCACUUCCGGCCCAUCGAGGAUAGCGAGAAGAGCAAGUACGCCCCUGGCGAGCCGCUCAACAGCAGAACCAACAAGCUGCUGUUUGCUUUCCGUCUUUACGACCUGGACAGAGACAACAAUAUCUCGCGGGAUGAGCUGCUCCAGGUGUUGAGGAUGAUGGUGGGUGUGAACAUCUCGAACGAACAGCUCGGGAGCAUCGCCGACAGAACCAUCCAGGAGGCCGACACAAACGGAGACGGCUCCAUUUCCUUCAACGAGUUCAUCAAGGUGCUGGAGAAGGUGGAUGUGGAACAGAAAAUGAGCAUCCGCUUCCUGCACUGAUGACUUUUCUUUUAGGAACUCAUCAUCACGUCCGGACAUGUAGUUUUAUUCCGUUUCCUCCCGUCAGUGUCAAAAGUAGGCGACUGUGGUCCUCGCCUCUUGUAGAAAUGCGCAUGUGCCUUGAUUUUUAAUUUUUUUUGUCUAUUUGUUGUUCUUUUGAUCUCUUAAACAUGCAAUUUCUUUUGUCUCACUGGUGAGCGCUGCCUAAUUUUCAAGCAUGAGGACCACAGUUGCUGCUGCUGUUCACACUCAUUUGAGAGUACUAAAGGUGUGUGUGUGUGUGUGUGGGAGGAGGGGGGGGGGCGGUGGUAAUGCAUCUUUCUGAAGAAGACAAAUUAUGACAUUUUUACAAGUCGUAAUGCAGCAUUUCAUCACCUCUUUGUUGUGGUGCAAGGAUGUCACUGGAUUAUCAAAUGUGGACCAGCUGAGGUAACAUGCAAUGUAUUUUUAUUUAAAGUAGUCUUUGUAUUAGAACUAGUAUGCAUGAUCAUGAUGCGCAGCAUUUGACUAACUGUUCUACUAAAAUCAGAAUUGUCCUUCCUACGUAGAGGCUAUUAUGAUAAAAAUAGUGAAUAGUUCAAAAGCCUAGUGUGUUAUGGGGAAAUCGAAGCAAAAAGAAAAUAAUAAUCUGAUAUAUUACAGCUGAUAUAAAUUUAUUUGUGCAAUAAAAUGAGGUGCCAUA